Wyeomyia smithii (pitcher-plant mosquito) is the source of this 1509-nucleotide messenger RNA. RefSeq lists its product as uncharacterized. The record is from RefSeq and is a predicted model, not a curated record. Bases 1 to 1509 code for a protein of 502 amino acids. The transcript is spliced from 2 exons. Lineage: Eukaryota; Metazoa; Arthropoda; Insecta; Diptera; Culicidae.
AUGGAUUAUACCGUGUAUCGGACUGAUCGAUGCUUGAUGACUAGCACCAAAGCAAAGGGUGGAGGAGUUCUCAUCGCUGUGCGACGAUCUUUGGCAUCGGCAUUGUUAAUUCAAGCUAUGGAUGAUUCGCUUGAGCAGCUCUGGGUAACGAUUAAAACUGAUAAACUGAACGUUGUAAUCGGCGCUAUUUACAUUCCUCCUAAUUUGCGGAAUGAAGUCGAGAUAAUCGAUCGGCAUAUUUCUUCAGUGGAAAGAGCUGUUAAUUCUACUAGUAUUAACGACGAUGUUCUUAUUUUUGGUGACUACAAUCGUGCCGGCUUAUCCUGGUCGAUUCACACUGAUGGAAAUUAUCUCUUCGUUGAUGCUUCGCGCUCAUCCAUAAAUGCAGUUAGCUCCCAUUUAUUGGACGGUAUGGCUUUUCAGUGCAUGCACCAGAUUAAUCCUGUUUGCAAUCAGAAUGGCAGGUUUCUCGAUUUAGUCUUUGUAAACUCGCAUGCUUUACCAGCAUGUUCAGUCACUACUGCACCCGACCCUCUCUGUAACAUUGACGUACAUCACCCACCAUUGAUGGUUAGUUUCGACAGACCUGUUGAGGGUCUAUUUAUAGACGAAUUUGAUUCAUCCAGUUUCGAUUUUCGACGCGGAAACUAUGAUGCUAUCGAAUCAGAAUUGAGAGGUAUCGACUGGACUUUUAUCAACCGAAGUACAGAUUUGGAUGAGGCCGUGUCUGGAUUUACUGAAUUCAUUCAGGAACUUAUACAUCGCCAUAUUCCCAAAGCUCGUCCUCGUCGUAAGCCUAUUUGGGGAAAUAGACAUCUAACUAAACUUAACCGCCUUCUCGAUCAUACAAAACACUAUCGUCUGUACACGAUGUUCGUGCGUAAAACGAAACGCAGCCUACGCUUAAAUCCGAAAAGCUUCUGGAGGUUUGUUAAUUCGAAGCGUAAGGAAGAAGGAUUACCAUCUAGUGUGUUCCUGCUAAAUAGUGAAGCGUCUACUAACAACAGUAAAUGCGAUUUGUUUACCGAGCACUUCGCUAGCGUUUUCAACAAGGAGCACGCUUCACCUAACGACAUUGCCGCGGCAAUGGCUUCUGUGCCGAGCGACGUUUUCAAUGCCGAUGUCUUCGAGAUCACAAUCGGAGAGGUUUCCAAAGCCAUCUGCGAUCUGAAACAGUCCUACUCCCCUGGACCAGAUGGCAUUCCUGCUGUACUCCUGAAAAAAUGUGCUGGAAGUUUAGAGUCACCGCUUGCUGCUAUUUUCAAUCUUUCCUUGCUAAAACAUCAAUUUCCCCGUAAAUGGAAAGAGUCGUUAAUGUUUCCGGUAUAUAAAAAAGGUGACAAACGAAAUGUCGAAAAUUUUCGUGGUAUCUCAUGUUUGUGUGCCUGCUCCAAGGUUUUCGAAACUAUUAUGCAUCAUCAUCUGAUGUUCAGCGUGAAGAACUACAUCUCUACUGCACAGCAUGGGUUUUUCCCUUGGGCCGCUACUCUUUUCGCUGUUCAUAAAUGA